This is a messenger RNA of Monoraphidium neglectum, 1140 nucleotides long. RefSeq lists its product as hypothetical. The record is from RefSeq and is a predicted model, not a curated record. Lineage: Eukaryota; Viridiplantae; Chlorophyta; Chlorophyceae; Sphaeropleales; Selenastraceae. Bases 1 to 1140 code for a protein of 379 amino acids. The transcript has 10 exons.
AUGGCAGGCGCCGAGGAACCGAAAGUUCGCCCGCUGCUGUCCUUUUCAGACCCCUGGGAGCUGCGGACGCGGCCGUUCGCGUUCGAGAGCGCCACCCGUAGCGACGCCGCCAACCCGCUGGGCCUGAAUCACCUGAGGGACAUGACGGGGCAGCGCAAUUCGGCAUGCGUGCGGGAGACCAGCAAGCUCACCUGCAGCCCCGAGACGCGAGAGUGGUUCCGCAAGUACCUGUCGAACCUUGACCACUUCAUACAGGAGGAGGGCCGCCGCACAGACAUGGCGUUUGAAUGGACAAGCCCGCUGUCGGGGCGCUUUUUCAAAAUGGCACACAUAGACGGCAUCGAGAAGGAGCGCGCCAUGGCCACAUUCUUGUAUGGCGGCCUUCUGCGGGAGCUGGCGCACCAACAGCUGGCGGAUGCGCUGGGCCUGACGCCCGGCACGCAGGCCGCAGAGGGGGACGCGCGCGCCGCGGCGAUCGCAGAGGUCACCGCGCUGCUGCGGCAGGCGGCAGGGGUUUUUGGCGCGCUGUCGGAGCGCCUGCUGCCGGCGAUCACGGGGCUGAAAUCGGACAGGCCCUUCGAGCUCCUCCCCGGCACCGCGGCCGGCAUGGCGGCGGUCAGCCUGGCGGAGGCGCAGCAGCUCGCGGCCCUGCGCCUGGAGGAGCGCGGCGGCGGCGCCGCGACGGUGGCGAGCCUGCACGCGGCGGCGGGGGAGCUGUACGAUAAGGCGCUGCGCGACUUCCGGAGCGACGGCGCCGAGAAGGAGAUCUCCGAUCGCCUCAAGCGCUACAUCGGCUGCGCGGCCGCCCUGACUGCCGCGCGUGCCCACAAGCACAGCGCCGUCGACCAGCAAGCACAGCUCCAGGCUGGCAGCGCGGAGCGCGCGUGCGUCGAGGCCAAGGCCCUGCUGCAGGCCGCGCUCAACGCCGCCGACAUCGACGCGGACUGGCGGGCCGUGCUGGAGGCUGAGAGCAAGAUCAUCGAGGGCCGGCGGGUGGCUAUCGAGAAGGACCGUUUGUACGUCAGCAUGCAGCCCAUCCCCAGGGACGCCCCGCCGCUGCCAGCCGGGAAGCUUCUCGUCAGCGCAGUGCCAUGGGAGGGCGAGAACGCCGCCGGCGUCGGCGCGGGCGUUUCGCGGUAG